Messenger RNA from Plodia interpunctella (Indianmeal moth), 707 nucleotides. RefSeq lists its product as uncharacterized. The transcript is spliced from 4 exons. The coding region runs from base 69 to 668 and encodes 199 amino acids. Lineage: Eukaryota; Metazoa; Arthropoda; Insecta; Lepidoptera; Pyralidae. The record is from RefSeq and is a predicted model, not a curated record.
CCAUUUCAAUUGCGUUUAUAAGACAGGUAAUUCAAGUACACUACUUUAUAAUUUUGCAGGAAUUUGUCAUGUCUGUUAAUAUCAUUUUGUUUUUAGUUUUUUGUAGUUCGUUAGGGCUAUGUCGGGGCCAAGGAGGUGGCGGGGCUGGUGCCCCGUCAGACGACAGUGAGUAUAUUUUGAUAUUCGAAUCGUCCAUAUUUCCUACGGCGGAUGAAGAAAGUUUAUCAAGUAUGAACACUUCUGGACUAGAAGUGGUCAGUUUUAAUGAAACUAUAUCAACAAUAUCAGGGGUCAUGUGGAUUCUGAAGGAACUGCCAGAAAGCCACUUCAGAAUAGUAGUGAUAGUAAAGAAAGAAGUGUCAGGCAAGUUUGAGGUGGUACUCACUAAAGAGAUUUGCGAUCUCUGUGAAGAACUCCAUGUAGAUAGUGAACAUUGGAAAUAUAUAAGAUAUUUUGGACUUCCACCGCAAUGUCCUUUCCCACCAGGCAUAUACACUGUAAAUGGCUUCGCUCCUCACGAAGACGACCUGCCUCUUAACAGCGGGAGCGCGGCCCGGUACAUCAUAACUAUCAUGAUCUACCACAACAAAGAUGGAGACUGCGAUAACUACGACAAUCAGAUUUACUUAUUCAGCUUAAUAUUAAAUCUGGCGGUGGAGGCUUUGUGAUGUGAUCUUAACAUGGAGCUCACGAUCAAAUACGUAUAU